Messenger RNA from Cottoperca gobio, 2396 nucleotides. RefSeq names its product glypican 5a (gene gpc5a). Gene Ontology annotation, biological process: positive regulation of canonical Wnt signaling pathway; cell migration; regulation of protein localization to membrane. Lineage: Eukaryota; Metazoa; Chordata; Actinopteri; Perciformes; Bovichtidae. The record is from RefSeq and is a predicted model, not a curated record. The coding region runs from base 336 to 2045 and encodes 569 amino acids. The transcript is spliced from 9 exons. Gene Ontology annotation, cellular component: extracellular region; cell surface; plasma membrane.
AUGGCGCUGUCAGACCGCCGCUCAGCUGCACAUCCAGCCGCGGCGUGCAGGUAACGUUACGGUACCGCCUCUGCUGUAGGUCCAGCCAACUUGGACAACAUGCUGCUUUCAAACAGACUCGUCACACCGCUGCAACUUUCUCUCCGUGUGUCUGUAUUGAAAUGAUUUUCUGGAGCGUUUCCUCGACACAAACACAGACGCCACAAGGUCGACGCUGAAUCCUGAAACCUGAGAUGUGGACGGGACUCACCUGAGCCGACUGAAGGUUCUGAAGAAACCAUAACUUCCAAACAAGCCUCUUUUUCUGUGGAGUAUUAACCCUGGAUUUCAUUAAAAUGGGUGUGCUUUGGACGAACUGCGUUUUCUUCCUGACGUGUUGCUCUGGAUUAGGGUUUGGGAGCCCAAACAGAUGUGAUGAAGUGCGGAAAGUUUUCCAACUCAGACAAAUUGGACCAAAUCAAUUAUUGCCUUUAAGCCCCAGACCAGGUUCAGACCUUCAGGUGUGCAUGUCCAAGAACUUGACCUGCUGCACCAAAAAGAUGGAGGAGAAGUACCAGGUGGCGGCCCGAAGAGACAUUCAGAAUCUCCUCCAGACGUCUAGCUCCAGCCUCAAGUUCCUCAUCUCACGCAACGUGGCUGCUUUUCAAGACACCUUCGAGGCUCUGAUGAGGCAGGCGGAGAAUCACACGAAUGUCGUCUUCCAGCAGUCGUACAGCAGCAUGGCAGAUCAGGCUCUGGGCCCUGUGCGGGAACUCUUUACAGAUAUUAGUCUCUUCCUGUUGGGGUCUGAGCUCAACGUUGAUGACUUAGUGCAGCGAUUCUUCGAUGCACUCUUCCCGCUGGUCUACAAUCACCUCAUCAACCCAGGGCUCAGGGACAUAUCGCCAGGCUACGCUGAGUGUGUAAGGUCAUCCAGCCGGGAUGUGAGACCGUUUGCUGGGUCGCCCGGCCUCCUGGCUGAUCAGAUUGCCCGCUCUGGGGUGUCCGGGAAACUUCUCCUUCAGGCACUGCACCUCGGCAUCGAGGUCAUCAAUACUACAGACCACUUACAGCUAAGCCGCGAGUGCAGGCGGGCCCUGCUCAAGAUGCACUACUGUCCUCACUGCCAGGGCCUAACCCAGUCUAAGCCAUGCAUGGGUUACUGCCUCAAUGUGAUGCGAGGCUGUUUGGCAAGCAUGGCGGAGAUCGACACCCACUGGAGGGAGUUUGUCCGCUCGCUGGAGGGUCUGUCAGCACGGAUGCACGGGCCUCAGGAUUUGGAGCAAGUGCUUCUGGGAGUUCACACGCUGCUUCACGAUGCUGUCGAACAUGCCCAGAAAAAUGGGCCCCGCCUCUCGGCACAGGUGCACAAACUGUGUGGCCCACCGACCAGGAAACCUGCGCAGUCAGUCAGCAUCCAGCACAGCAGCAGAGAAUCCAUCCCUCUUAAAGCUCUUGUCAGAGUGUCAGGCGACUCGCUUGUUUUGAGGAGGAGGGACUUUCUGAACAGCCUACGUCUCUACCGUACGUUCUACGGCGGCCUGGCGGAUCAGCUGUGUGUGAGCGAGCUGGCCUCUGGUGACGCGCUGUCUUGCUGGAAUGGAACUGACAUCGUAAAAAGCUACACCCUCCGUGUGGUCGGCAACGGGAUCAAGGCUCAGAGUGCCAACCCUGAAGUGAAAGUGAAGGGAGCAGACCCUGUCAUAAAUCAGAUUAUUGACAAACUGAAACACAUCAACCAGCUGUUGCAAGGGAAGUCUAUUCCUAAAUUGGGGUCACUGGACCAGAUUGAAACAGGAAGUGGAGACACAGAGGGGCGUUACAGCGGCGACUGUGAUGAUGAAGACGGCUGUGGGGGUUCAGGUGGUGACGAGGUUAAGAGGAAAGUCUCCAGAGUCUCUAAAUUGAGUCCAGAUGUGACCGGUGAUCACAAACAUCGUCAUCAUGAUCAUCGUUAUCCACCUGCCGAGGAUUCAGAGACGGAGGGCCGAUCCAGAAGCCUUGGACUGACGGGGGCCAUCUGGGUCUUGAUAUUGCCUUGUUUACAUGUGCUCCUGGCCUUGUAACAGCUGCAUUUUUGCAGCAUGAAACUUUCAAGACUUGAUCACAAGCUUAUUUAUCCAGAAACGAAAGGGUCGGUGAACGUAACAAGCUCCAAUAUGCAAUGGAGCACCACUUCCACACAGUGCAGGACACGGUAGGAGUGACCACUAAUGAUCGUGUGGAAAUUACAAGACACUGUGGCUUAUGUAAGAUGGCGAGGUUUAGCUUUGCGAAUAUUAAUUAUUUUUUACCUGGAAUUCAUUAACACUAAUAAUUACUUAUUUAUAACAGCCGAUGUCAAGCUUAAGUACAACAUAUGUUAUAUACAUUUUGGUAUUAAUUUAAUUGUAUUUGUACACAUAAUAUAUAUGAUC